AUGUCAGUCCAAAAGUUUGACCAAUGGGCAAGCAAGCAUGUCGAUUUCUGUCAACUUCAAUCGCUGAAGGAUGCUGUCAUUGGUGUCGAUGCUUCCUACUAUCUUGACCUGCGCCUGAACGGCAACAACGAAGAACCUCUGAAGCACGCCCUCGGGGGCAUUCCCUUUUGUUUCAAGAAGACCGUCGAAGAUGACAUUGCCCUCCUGCGACAACACGGUAUUACACUGAUCUUCGUCUUCAAUGGCUUGGACUACGUAAACAAGAGUCGCCCAGAUUCGCUGUCGACCGACAGCAGACGGGUUCAAGAUGAGGCCUGGCACCACUACUUGAGUGGAGACAGCAAGCGAACGGUCACCGACUUUGGAAAGGCGAAAUAUCCUGUCGACAUCAUGACCCGGCCACUUCAGAAGAUUCUCAUUGAGAAUAAAGUCCAGUUUCUAGUCGCACCCUACAGUGCAACUGCGCAGUUGGCAUAUCUAUUCAAGCUCCCGGAACAAUAUAUCGACGCCGUCAUGGGGAACACUGAAGCUUUCCUCUUCGGUAUUGACAGAGUUGUCACCGACAUCAAUCUCAACAAAGCCACCUUGAGCCUUCUGACUCGCCAGACGUGCGAGGACUUACUCAAGGUGAACGCCGACGCCUUGAGAGACGCCCAACUCAUCCUUGGUACCUCAUACACACCGACAUUUCCUCCCCUCGAGGGUCUAGGACCUGGCAAAUCUACGAGUAUCGUCGAUGCUAUCAACUUAUUGAACACCGCCAACAAGAAUGUUAUACAACUCUGCACCUUUCACCGAGAGCAUCCCCAAGUGCAGGCCCUCAAGUAUGCUGACCGAUACAAGAAAGCCAUCAUGACGAUCAGACAUCAUGUGGUAAUCGAGAAGAAUGGUGUCAUCGCGCCACUGAACUUUAACACUGCUCCGGGUGAUGUCCACGAAUUUGUUGGCCAGAGACUACCUGAAGAGUUAUUUUUCUAUGUAUCGAAGGGUCUCCUAGGCGCGCAAGUGCCCAAUUGGCUCACCUCUGGUGAAAUUGUGCUCUCACUUCCUGGAGGAGUCUUGGAUUCAGAACCGUAUCGACGUUUAGUAAUAGAGCUCCUAAAUCCCCUGCGCACGGAGGCUCUCAAGAUCUCUGCCGAGUCUCUUAAUUAUUACUAUCAAUCCAGAGUUGUCAAGGUCGACCCCUGGGUGCCACAGGACACGAGCAAUUUAACGAUUGAGAUCAGAAAUACCCCGGCAUUCAAGGGACGGCUGGCGCCGUGGAAAGUCCGGGGAAAUGACAUACAGAGUGUAGUGAGCAAGUCUAGUCAUAGCUCCUUCUUCCUCCCGUGCCUGCAGUCUCUAAAAGACAGCUCGUUCGUGGAGAAAACAAUUACCAAAGGUAGAGUGGAGUAUCCAGCACUGAAGACCGCGGACGAGGUUAUUGUGAAUGCAACUUUCCGAUUUCUGCAUGUGCGCGGCUAUGUUGAUGAUAACCACAAGCUCACCACCUGGGGCAAGGCUUUGGAAGCCGCACUUGCUAUUGCAGAUGAGGAACCGACCGUCACUGGAGUUGAGAUGCUUAGACUCGGCUUGUUUACUGGUAAUUUUGCAACCGGGACUCCAGUUGCUAGAAGCGACAAGGACUAUCCACGCAAAGUGUAUACAAACCUUAUUUCCAAGACUGCUUGCUUGGGUCGGAUCCGGCACAAACCAAUGGGCUUUGUUGGCCCUCUUGAUCGACAGUUGCUGACAUUUGCGUGGAAGAUCACAGCCGUUCGUAGAUCUGUGAGGGACUUGCUCGAAACGGUCACGACGAGCAUGUUCCUGAACGGAGAUGUCGAGCGCGAGCGAGACGAUUGGACCUUCCUUGUUUCGAAAUUGCCAUUUGCUGGUGAUAAUGGAUCAGGUCUUGGAAUCGCGGUCAAAACAUAUCUAGAUGCCGUCAACGAGGAAGCGCAGAUUACAGAGUCCUUGAAGACAAGCAUCAAACAACAGGAAGGAAAGUAUAAUUGGUUUGGCCAACUCAAAGGAGGAGGCCACUUGACCAAGAGUUUGGAUCAAGCAUGGAAAUUGUGGGACGCGGUCUACGCUGCAAGUCAAGUUCCUGGGACGGAGGUGAAAGAAAGCAAACUGUUCUCCGAUGCAAAUGAAUGGCUUUCACAUCGACGUUGA
Molecule: messenger RNA, 2154 nt
Organism: Exophiala aquamarina CBS 119918
Lineage: Eukaryota; Fungi; Ascomycota; Eurotiomycetes; Chaetothyriales; Herpotrichiellaceae
Exons: 7
Coding region: 1-2154 (717 amino acids)
Biological process (GO): DNA recombination; mismatch repair; DNA double-strand break processing
Cellular component (GO): nucleus
Molecular function (GO): 5'-flap endonuclease activity; 5'-3' DNA exonuclease activity
Source: RefSeq, a predicted model, not a curated record